UCGCAUUUUGUUAUACUGUAGUAUAAUAACGACUAAAAAACGUAAACAGAUAAACAAUUGGCAACAUAUUUUCAAGCAAAAUUGUAACAUUACUAUAGUCGUAGGAUCAAUGCACGAUACUUUUCCCCCAGUUAUGCAUCCGAAAGGAAAGCGAAGCAGAAUUGCGAAUGGAUUAAAAUGGCGCCAUCUAUUGGAAGCAGAAGCGGUGUUUUCCAGUCAACAUUAUAUAAAUGACACACGAUUACGUUAGUCACCGGGUCAACAAGUCAAGUACACGCAAAUCAUUUGUAUAAAAUGAUAUAAAGCCACAGUUUGCUUAUGCAAAAUCUUCUCCCUUAUCAAUGUAAAUCAAACAAAUAGUUAAAAUUGUAAUUGAGUGGUGUAACAAGUAUUAUGCAACGAUUUAAGGUCUGACCACUGAACAUAUCAUCCCCAGGCACAUAUGAUGAGGUCGGCCGGUCAAGAGCUUUACAACCAGUCUUCAAUAUGUCACACCUCAGACACCUUGUGUGACAUUUAAAAUUUACAGAAACAGGACAACAAGAAUGAGGAACGUAAUACUUUCAGCGCUUCUGGCAGUCUUUGCUGUGGUGUCAGGAUAUGUGGAGGAGCUCGAUGAGAAGUUUAUGGAACACCGACAGAAUGAUCUUUGGCUGGUGGAGUUUUAUGCUCCAUGGUGUGCAUAUUGUCACACAUUUGAGCCAAUAUGGUAUGAAGUGGGUGCAGAGCUGAAGAGUAUGGGCUCUCCUGUAAAUGUUGGCAAGAUUGAUACCAUUGCUCACACAAGUAUUGCCUCAGAGUUUAAUAUUCAUGGAUAUCCAACGAUAAAACUCUUAAAAGGAGAGCUGUCUUUUGAUUACAAAGGACCACGAACAAAGGAUGCUAUUAUAGAAUUCACCAAUAGAGUUGCAGGACCUACCGUAAGACAUCUCUCUAGUGUACAGUUGUUCCAGCAUGCCAUGAGCCAUCAUGAUCUUUUCUUUGUCUACAUUGGAGGGAAGUCGCUCCUUAAGGCACAAUACCACAAAGUUGCAACUGAGUAUAUUAUCCACACAUAUUUUUUCUCUGCCUCUGUUGACGUUCUUCCAAAAGCAGUGGCUCUUGAUGAAGUUCCUGUCAUUGCUGUUUUUAAGGAUGGGACGUUCUACCUGUACAACGAAGUUCUUGAUGGUGAUCUGUCGGCGUGGGUAAACCGAGAACGCUUUCCCUCUUACUUCCAAAUUGAUAACUUCAGUCUCUACCAGAUGGGGGAACUUAGUAAACUUGUGGCAUUGGCGGUAGUAGAUGAGAUGACGCCAUCUGAGGAAAGCAUUCUUUACAAAACUCUGAUUGAAAGGUUAUCUACAGAAUACAGAGAUCAAUUCAAAAACGAUUACCAGUUUGGUUAUGUGACUGAUUCUGAAUACAUCAACGGAAUUAUAAUGGGAGAAAUCAUGAUGCCAUCCAUCAUUGUGUUGAACAUGUCUGUGGAUGGAUACUUUCUACCAGGAAGUAAGAUUGAGACCACCGAGGAUGUAAUUCACUUCCUCAACAAUGUAUUGAAGGGCAGGGUAAAGUUACUCGGAGGAAAUGGAAUAUUGCAGCAAACUAAAAGACUUUUCUAUAAAACAAAGUCUACUGUGGUGACGUCAUUCCAGACAGCUCCGGCCUUCUGCUGUCUUGUGUGUGCACUGCCGGUGGGUAUAGUUUUAAUAAUUAUCUGGGGUACGUGUACCGCUGUACCAGCAGAUGACGAGAGACCUGGUGAAGAAGCCACAAGCAUCUCUGCAUCUGAUGGGAAGAGGGCAAAAUUAUCACAACCUGACAAAAGAGGAAAAACCUCAGGAGAAAAGAAAAAGGAUUAAUGUAGACUGUUAUUAUAGGAUUGUGUUGACAAUGUUGUCAUAUACAUACUACCGCUGUUCUCAUUUUAUAAAUUAUUCCAAAGCAUUGUCAUUGGUCUGUAUAUUCCCUGUUUUGUAAAUUUUAUUUAAU
Messenger RNA from Triplophysa dalaica, 1974 nucleotides. RefSeq names its product thioredoxin related transmembrane protein 3a (gene tmx3a). The record is from RefSeq and is a predicted model, not a curated record. Lineage: Eukaryota; Metazoa; Chordata; Actinopteri; Cypriniformes; Nemacheilidae. Bases 546 to 1844 code for a protein of 432 amino acids. The transcript is spliced from 17 exons. Gene Ontology annotation, cellular component: endoplasmic reticulum. Gene Ontology annotation, biological process: peptidyl-cysteine oxidation. Gene Ontology annotation, molecular function: protein disulfide isomerase activity.